AUGGUGCAAGAUAUCCAAAAUCAACCACCCGGAAGCUCCAAAAAGCGAAUGCGCAUAACCCUCUCGUGCGAUCAGUGUCGCAAGAGGAAAGUCAAAUGCGACCGGAAGUACCCUUGCUCCACCUGUGCUCAACAUGGGCGUUCAAGUGAGUGCUCGUAUGGAGAGUCCGUGUCGACGGCGGGCCCGACCAAUUUGCAGCUGGGCUCUGUGGGCGUAUUCCGGACAUUUGUCGUUAGCGGCCCGGGCCAGGCCAACCCACCAGCGCAAUCUUCGGCAAAAGAUGAAGCCGUUGCCUCGAAGUAUAGCUCGCUGAGACUGAGCGGCAUGGACUCAAUCGGCUACGAUACUUCGACUUCGGCGACAUCAGCGGAAGGAAGCUUGGACGCAGGCAGAAAACAGACGAACCUACCUUUGCGGAGCAUGGUGCCGCCAGCGCCAGGAGGAACUCCCAUCCACUCGGAUCCUCACGCUCCGAUGCGGCCGGGGCCAGCGCCAGGGAUGCCUAGUGGGUUCGAAAUGAGUCUGCCGUUGAAUUAUCCCAGGACAAAUGAGCAGUACGCAACAACCAGCAGCCAUUCGCUGGGCGCAGGCAGCGACAACAUUGCUUUGUUGAACGACGUUGAGCGUCUCAAGCUGAAAAUCAGACAGCUUGAGGACAAGCUCGACACCACGCUGAGCCUGGACUCCCCGUCGAACGGGCUUCUGGCGUCGCGGACGGGCUCCCACGAGAACGCCACCGACUUUGUUGCAUUCAGAAAUAACAUCAGCAGGGGCCCACCACCCACGGUUGCGAAUGUCUCCAACCCACAGUACAUUGGGAUCAAUCCUUACAAUACCAACGACCCGGAUGAACGAGUGGAUCUUUACGAUCACUACAGCCCGAUGCAUGUCAAGGACCCAUUGAGGCGGCAGAACUUUGGGCCGUUUGCCUGGCUUGCGUUCAUGAAAAAGGACAAAGUUUUAAAUCUUUUGUUCGACUAUAUAAAGAGCACCCGUGAAAACAGGGUGGCAACGCCAAGGCCCUUUGACAGAGCUUCCGAACAAGUGGACGCUCAUUUUAGCAAGAAGGCGGCAGACCGAGAGGGUCAAAGUGACGUUGCUUUAUUUUCAAACAAUUACAGUGACCGCACUUCGAGCGACUUGAAGAUGCAAAUGAACAAACAUGCUCUUGCAUUGGGUCUUACCAUGUUUGAAGGUGAAUUGGACCAGAAAACCCAACUUGUCGAGAAAAUCAAGUUGCUCCUUCCUACACGCAAGGCCCUAUGGGUCUUGAUUAAUCGUUUCUUCACCUGUGUUUACCCAUUUGUCCCGGUUAUUGACGAAACUUGGCUCCGAGAAGAGACGAAGAGAAUGCUUGGACCAGAAGUGUAUGUCGAUGAAAAAAUCACUCACGUUGUCUUCGAAAAACAAGUUGAUUUAGCCACUAUAGCGAUUCUCUUGAUUGUCAUCCGCUUUGCCUAUUUAUCUGCUUUUUCCAAUAUCAAGGCGGAUAAUGAAAGAGUGUUGGAAUGUUCUGAUGACUCGCCUUUAGCCGAGAUGAAGUACAUUCUUCAGAAUCCUAUUGCGUUGGAUGUGAUCAACUUAUCUCAAUUAUGCAUUGAUCAAUUUGAUCUUUUCAAAAGAACAAACAUGACCGUGCUUCAAUACAUGGCAUUGCUUAGAGUAUAUUACCAGUUCGCUCCGGAGCACGGGGAUGGGUAUGAUGAAGGAGUGUCACACGUGCUUCCAUCCAUGUGUGUUCUGAUUGCCUAUUGUAUGGGCUUAAACAGGGAGCCCAGUAAUUUUGACGACGUUUGUAAUGAUGCCAAAAUCAAUAACAUUACAAGAAAACUCUGGUUUUUCAUUAAGCUCGCUGAUUUGACGCAAGCGUACCAGUUUGGCUUUCCAAUGCUCAUUGAUCAUGACUUCAAUGAUGUACGUCUUCCAUAUUACCGUCCUGGUAAUUCAAACUUACUAGAUGCCAACUUGGAAAGAGAUUUAUGUGAUACACUCUCUGGCAUGGGCCCGUUCUUGGAUAAAUUAAAAUCUUUUUUGACAAAGAUAUGUUCAAUCAGAAACUGCCUCAAAAUGAGUGAUGCAACAAGCUUGGUUUCUGACUUCGAGUUUACCAUCCAGCGGGGUUUCGGCGCUUUGACGGAUUACAGUAGAACAGCACUCGCGCCUGGUGAGUUUACUUUUGCCAAAAGCAUGAAAUGCAAAACAUUUUUGAACCUUAAGCAUCUCCUUCUUUCGAUAUUUUUCCAUUUCUUCCUCAAUUACGAGAGAAGUGGGAACCACAAUUUGGCGUUUUUUUACAUGAAAAAGUAUCUUUCUAUCGCGACAGGUGAGAUCCUCCCCGAAAUCCUUCACUUGAUCAGAGACAAGUCGAAGACGUUCGAUCCAAACAGCACAUUACCGGAUCUAUUCUUGACUCCCUCCAUCGAAUUGUUUCUUCAUAAGACCAAUCAACUUAAUAUCUCCAUAUAUUUGAGAAUGAGUUGUGCCGUGGCUCAUUUGAAGUCCGACCCCGUGCUACAUAAUCGCAACUUACUGACAUCGUUUGAGUACAAGAUGAGAUUUGCCAAACUUACCAAGCUACAGAAGAUUCUUGAGAAAUUCAUCAGGUUUGGAACUGCCUGUCUCUCUAAGCUUAGUCACAGGUACUACUAUGCGUGGAGAGUCUGCAAGGCACACACGUUUAUCAUCGAGGUGUUCCAAUCGGAGGCUGUCGGAGAGUACAUCCUUAAGAACUGCAACGCCGACAGACUCAUGACCGACUUCACAGCCCAAAGACUCGACGAACUCUUGGCAAUUGCAGAUUCGACAUUGUGGAAGCUCAAGGACGUUAUAAAGGAAGACUCGGAUCGUAAGAGCGGAGAUGUGGAUGCAUUCAAUGUCCCUGACAUUGAUCCUUUGACUCUCAACCCACCUGCAGCAGAACAAGAGCAACAUGAAGAUGAGAUGCAACAGGACCAGCAGCAUCAAAUAUUGGAUCCUUUCUCGACUGAGGCGAUUGACAUUGACGAUCUAAGACCCGAUGAAGAUGUUGACAUUGAUAAUCUAUGGAGGCAGAUUGGGUCUAUGAAGAAUGAACAGCAGGCGAACGAGACACCCGCAUUUGACCAGAAUAUUACGGAAACGCCAUGGGGCCCACCACUACAGAACUACAGCAAUUCGUUUACGCCAUUGUUUGACGGAGCGGGAGAGGUCGAUGCAUAUCUCGACAUGUUCUCCAAACCGCAGAUAUAA
Candidozyma auris is the source of this 3228-nucleotide messenger RNA. RefSeq names its product Zcf14p (gene ZCF14). The coding region runs from base 1 to 3228 and encodes 1075 amino acids. Gene Ontology annotation, molecular function: DNA-binding transcription factor activity, RNA polymerase II-specific; zinc ion binding; DNA binding. Gene Ontology annotation, biological process: positive regulation of transcription by RNA polymerase II; DNA-templated transcription. Gene Ontology annotation, cellular component: nucleus. NCBI's taxonomy places the organism in Eukaryota, Fungi, Ascomycota, Pichiomycetes, Serinales, Metschnikowiaceae. The record is from RefSeq and is a predicted model, not a curated record. The transcript has a single exon.